AAACAAUUUGACGAAACUUUUUGCUCGAAGCAAUUUCAUUAACUUUAGUUUAUUUAAUCAUUCCAGAUUGUUAAUUGUAGAUCGUUGUUAUUGAUAAAAUAAUACGUACAAUAAUAACUAGAUAGAUACGACGCAACAAUAAUUUGUUUUAUAUUAAAGAGUGGAAAGAACGUACAUUUUUAAAAAAUAUUAAGUGCUAUGUUGAAAUAUCUUGUUUUGCUUGUGAUUUGUUUUUGGUCAAUUCAUUCACUUCCAGUAAAAGAGUCAUCGACUCAAAAAAGUUCUACUGAACAUAAUGAGGAAGAAAAUCCAGCACAGAACUUAGAAAAUAUUAUAGAAUAUGAAAGAUACUUAAAGGAAGUAGUUUCUUUAUUGGAAUCAGACACUGAAUUCAGAAAAAAAUUAGACUCUGCAAAUGAGGCUGAUAUAAGGAGUGGUAAAAUUGCACAAGAAUUAGAAUUAGUUGAUCAUAAUGUGAGAACUAAGCUUGAUGAGUUAAAGCGUAGUGAACUAGAGCGAUUACGUGGCCUUGCAAUGCAAAUGUAUGAGAGAACCAAUGAAAUUGACAGAAGGCAUUUGAAAAUAGCUGAACAUCUUGAUCAUGAUAAUCAACAUACAUUUGAAAUCGAGGACUUACGAAAAUUGAUCGUAAAGACAGGUGAAGACUUGGCAGAAGCUGAUAGAAGACGUCGUGAAGAGUUCAAGGAAUAUGAAUUACAAAAGGAAUUUGAAAAGCAAGAAAAGUUGAGGGAAAUGGAUGAAGACCAUCGUAAGAAAUUUGAGCAAGAUAUUAAACAAAUGACAGAAAAGCAUAACAAGCAUCAAAAAGUUCAUCAUCCUGGCUCGAAAGAUCAACUUGAAGAAGUAUGGGAAAAACAGGACCAUAUGAGUCCUGAAGAUUUUGAUCCUAAAAAGUUCUUUAUGAUGCAUGACGUUGAUGGAAAUGGCUUUUGGGAUGAACAAGAAGUAAAGGCACUUUUUAAGACGGAAUUAGAUAAGGUUUAUCAACAAGGUUUACCAGAAGAUGAUAUGCGCGAAAGGGCUGAAGAAAUGGAAAGAAUGCGAGAACAUGUAUUCAAAGAAGCCGACACUGAUCGUGACCAUUUAAUUAGUUUUAAUGAAUUUAUUGACCAAACAAGGAGGCGUGAGUUCCAACAAGACCAAGGAUGGGAUACUGUUGAUCAACAACCACAGUUUUCGCACGAUGAAUAUUUGGAAUUCGAAAGACGAAGACAAGAAGAGAUCCAACGACUAAUCGCUGAGGGUAGACUUCCUCCCCAUCCUCAAAUGCCUUAUGCUUAUGAUCCAAACAUGGCUGGUGGUCAAUAUCAAGUUCCCCAUCCAAAUGCCGUUCCUCAAUAUCAUCCCAAUGUAGUUCCCGCUAAUCAAUAUCAUCCUAAUGCAGUACCACAAAAUCAUCCACAACCAGAGCAACAGAAUAAUCAUGGCCAAAAUAUUCAGUCUCAGCAUCAACAGCAAAUGAAUCAACAAUACUCCGCUCAACAAGCCCAACAAGCCCUACAUAAUCAACAAAUGGGACAAAACGUACAGCAGCAGCAGCAACAACAACAACCACCUGCCCAAAAUCAACCGAACACAGUACAGCAAGCAGUACAAAGCCAACCUAAACCAUCAUCCGAAAAACAACCCCCAAAUGCUCAUCCUCAAUCGAAUGAAAUUCCACAUAAACAAUAAUUUUUUUACAGCCUGACUUAAUAUUCUUCCUACAUAUUUGAACUAUUAGCGAAAUUACAAUUUUAAUUUUGUACUUUAAACAUUCUGCUAUCAACUAUGAAAAUAUCUUAAUUUUCAUGCAUGCAUUUUUUUAAAAAAUGAGACGAAUGUGCUGAAAACUGACUAAAGUGAUUGUGAAAGUUAUAAAACCAAUAUAAUAAAUUAUAAAUUGUUGAUGGACGAAUAAUCACUUGUCAUUUCUUUUGCUA
This is a messenger RNA of Chironomus riparius, 1943 nucleotides long. The record is from the annotation of a GenBank genome assembly. Lineage: Eukaryota; Metazoa; Arthropoda; Insecta; Diptera; Chironomidae.